Opisthorchis viverrini is the source of this 2749-nucleotide messenger RNA. RefSeq lists its product as hypothetical. Lineage: Eukaryota; Metazoa; Platyhelminthes; Trematoda; Opisthorchiida; Opisthorchiidae. The coding region runs from base 233 to 2749 and encodes 838 amino acids. Gene Ontology annotation, biological process: maintenance of mitotic sister chromatid cohesion; mitotic sister chromatid cohesion. The record is from RefSeq and is a predicted model, not a curated record. The transcript has 11 exons. Gene Ontology annotation, cellular component: SMC loading complex; chromatin. Gene Ontology annotation, molecular function: double-stranded DNA binding; protein binding.
UAAUCAUGGGUUUCGCCACGUGAUAUUAGACCUUCCCGAUCUAUUGGAAUCCGUGCUGAACUAGCUCCCACUUGAUGAGAGUAUCUUUUUCGCAGCUUUCCCAUUGGCUUCUUAUUUGACCGACAUUCAUCACGUUUAAAUAUUUUUACGGCCAGUGAACAUAGUUUGUUUGCUUUUAGGGUCCACCGUAUUUUAGUGGAUGAGGGAUGCGUAGUGUGCCAACUGCUUGACUAUGCGACCCUCGGUAACGACUGCCAGUGCCGCAUCCACUCCUAACUCUGCUUCUGUCGCAUCCAAUCAAGGACAAGUUUGGUCUCCAGUUCAUGUCCAACGUUCUGUUCCGUUGCCCAAACAUGUUUCUCAACCACCGUCGACUACUGGUGACCCUACGAUGAAUUCUAAUCCGUCACAGCCGCAACAAAAUGUAACCAGUGCGGUUCUGAGUGCACCUCCUAUUAUCAGCCCACUACCGACCCAUUCCGAUGUCACGUCUGUCGUGGAUGGAGCGACGAUAUCCGACUGUUAUGCCUCUCUGUUGGGUCUGGCGGAAUAUUUUCGGACGACAAGUCCACCGAACAUGAGAUUGGCUGUGCACUGCUUGAAGGCCGUGUUGCAUUUUAAACUGCCCGUCAAUCUUGAGGCUCGGACACACCUUCAGUUGGGCCGGUUAUUGUUCCACUACAGCAAGAGUGACGAUCAGACAAAGUAUCACUUAGAAAAGGCCAGAACAUUAGGUGCCCAUCUGCGUGCAAAAGAUGAUUCGAUCAAAUUCGAGGCAGCCGCACUUUUAGCCGAGUUCUUCGAGCGCAAAGGGAAACGGUACGAGGCAACUUGCAUAUUGAAUGAUGCUAUCCGGCUUUCGAACAAUAACCCGUACUGGCAUUGUCGCCUGUUGCUUGAAUUGGCGCAAGCUCAUGUGACGGAGCGUGAUGUAAAUUCGGCCUGCGAAAUCCUUCAAAUGGGUUCGGAGUUUGCCAUGAUGCAUAAUUCUGAUUACACCCGCGGUCUAUUUCUCCUGAGCAAAUGCAUGCUCCUUCUCGCCAGCCGUCAACUUCCCGAGGUUACCACCACCCUGACAGUUGUCAGUCAAAUGAUUGACGGAUUUCGAGGCAUCGGUUAUCACAAAGAAGCUUUGAGGGUGUUCUACUUGGUUCUUCACGUCUCCUUCUAUCUCAUCUCGGGGCAAGCCAAAUCCGCACGACCGAUUCUUCGACAGCUGCACCAGAGCAUUCAGCAGUUCGCCGCUAUGGAAGAAGAUGCAGCAGUGACCAACGAAAUCGAUCGUUUCCAAUGGAUGCCCCGUGAACACAUGGUUAUCCUGGUCUAUCUUAUAACCGUGAUGCAAUCAAUGCAAACCGGAAUGUUGGAACGAGCCAGACGGUCCGCGGAGAAGGCGUUGACCCAGAUUGAGAAACUUUACGUAUUCGACACCAGUCCGUUGUUAACCGUCUUUCACUUGAGCUUGCUAGAGCACACCGCGAUGGGUCGGCUUGUAAUGGGUGUACAGACAGCCGCCGCACAAGACAUCGGUCAAGCCUGUCGCAUUUGUCAUGCCAAUCCGGCUCUCAUGUACAAACGACUACCCCAGCUGCACACACUAAUUGGACUGUACGCAAUGUCCAUGAACUGUAUGAAUCAUGCAGAGAAUCAAUUCAAAUUCGCUCUCAGAUUGAUCUCCAGUCCCCGCGUUGGUACUGAUCUGGCCAGUAUGGCCAGUAACGCUCUAAGUUUGACGACUCCAACAACCAAUCGGGCAUGCUGUCAACCGGAUGGACCGCGAGAUCCGCUCUCUGUACUAAUAUGCCUCAAUUUGGCAUUGGUCCACAUACGCAAAGGAAACACAAAGGAAUGCGAGACGCUACUCAACGAAGUAUUCACUUCGGGUGUCCAUGUACUCGAAGGCUGUUAUUGUCUGCGUGCUGCAGCCUCGUAUGUUCGAGCUUUCCAGGCGUUCUGUGAGAACCGGAUCCCCGAUGCAAUGACUUUCCUUCGCGAGACUGUGCGUUUGGGCAAUGAAGAAGAGCUACACCGACUUUCGGCUUCCGCAUUCAUCACAAUGGGUCAAAUCUAUCUAAACGAGCGCAACACCGGGGAAGGUCAGAAGAUGAUCAGCGCAGCCAUUCACGUGGCUAACCGACUGCCUGAUAUUGGGAUUCAGCUAUGGGCAACUGCUCUCCUAAAGGGGGUGGCCAACUUGCGAGGCGAUACUCAAGAGGAAACGCGUUGGUUUGCUGAGCAUGACCGCUACUCAAAACUUGUGAUUCACGAACAUGAAGGUCAGAAGAUGAUCAGCGCAGCCAUUCACGUGGCUAACCGACUGCCUGAUAUUGGGAUUCAGCUAUGGGCAACUGCUCUCCUAAAGGGGGUGGCCAACUUGCGAGGCGAUACUCAAGAGGAAACGCGUUGGUUUGCUGAGCAUGACCGCUACUCAAAACUUGUGAUUCACGAACAUGUUAGGGCCAUCUCUGCACCGGAACAUCGACUCAUAGAGUGGCUGGACGGUCCACUAGUCGAUCUGCCUCCCAUUCUCCCUUCGACUUCAGGAUCUGUUCUGUUGAACGUGGUUGUGACUUUCUCCUUGUUAUAUCUGCUGAUUCGUCAGUCUGUGGUAUCUCCUGCUGUCCCGCUCCAGUGCCUAAAGCCGGAGAAAAUAGACUCACAAAAGGGAACACAACCGCUAUAUUCUGAACAAGCGAAUGCGGGAGCAAAAGUUACGACGGUCCCACGCUAUUUAAAGGGGACUUUCUGA